GAAACCUACACUGCAGAACCUACCCUGCGGCAAGCAGGGCGCGAGCGACUGAUUUGCAACAUGGAGCAAAUCUUGCCUAAGCUUCGCGAAGGCGUGCCUUUGGCGCACCUCAGACACGCCGGCCACCAUUUCAGGCGUAACUCUAUACGUUAGACUUUAUUUGUGACGCCGUGCAAGAGCUCAAGCGCUCGGAAUGCGCUUUUUCUGUCGCCUAAGCCUUUCAACAUCUCACAUUCUUUAGGCUUUUCUUUGUGCUGACAUUAAGCUGGUCGAUAUUGUGCGCGGGCGGCGCGCGUAGCCUUUGCCUCUGCCCUUCCAGCCCUAGGCGGCCCUUCCCGCUUGGCCGGCUAGUUUACUGCGCGUAUUAUGAAGCCUAGGAAGAGAAGGAGCUAGCGAUUCCCCGUGGGGGUUAGGCCGGGCAACGACCCUGCACAAGUCGCGCGAUUCCUCCUUCGCGAGCAGAAUGGACGCUGCUCUCACGCUCGCUCUGAACGCCCUAGAAGACCCGGCAUGUAUGGUGGACCUGCGAGCCACGCAGCAAGCAGAGGGCUACCUCGCACAGAAUCGAGCUUGGGAACUGCUUUGCAAGCAGCUUUCUGGCGAGCCCUCUUCUUCUGCCAGGCAUCAAGCUGCUCUAACAUGGCUGCUGGGUGCCCAGGCUCAUGAACGCCUGCAAGAUCUCUGCCGCGCUGGCACCCGGCUGACGGAAGACAUUCCACAGCUGCCGCUGCCGUCUGGCGCGCAGGUCCGGCUGCGGCUGAGCGUGUCAUCGCUGUCGCCUUCAAGCCCGCUCUGCAUGGUCAUCGCCAAGCGCCUGGAAAGCCCGACAAGCCAUCCCGCAUGGCAGCCCAACGGCUUUCAGCCGCCGGUGCAGCAGCACCAGCACCAGCAGCCACCGCCCGCCGCCAGCUCCGCAGACCCGCAGCUCGCAUCGGCGGCGGCGCUCCUGCGCUGCAGCCCCCAGCCUGCAUGUGUCCUGACGCUGCACAGCAUAGCGCUGUUGGCGGCGGCGUUGGAGAGCGUCGCGACGUGUGCGGCGGCCGCCGCCAGCCCGGCUGCUAGCGCCUUGGCACCGGUGCUGACGACAGGGGCGGCGGCGGCCGCAACAGCCACGACAGGCGCCGCUACAGCCGGAGCGGGUGCAACGGCAGUAGCAGGAGCAGGUGGCACGUACUGGGCCUCCACGCCUACCAGCAGCUCCGCGCCGACGGAGUGGGCAUCCGCCGUCGCGAGCGGCCUCUGCAGCGGUCCGGAGGGUGCUGACUCCGCGCACGCCUCCUCCGCCUCCAACGCCAUCGGUUUUAACUGGUCCGCCUACGCGGUGCUGUCGGGCGCGCGCUCCGUGGAGCGGGAGCUGGACGCGGCGGCGGCACCAGGCGCCGCGGCCGCAGCCGCGGCGGCGGCGGCGGCGUCCGCGCUGGCGUCGGCGGCAUCCGGCGCGGCGACAAGCACCGCGUCGGGGCUGGCUAUGGCGUCGGCGGUAUCAGCGGCCGAGGAGGACGGCUUGGUGGUGGCGGCGCCGCCGCUGGCGCCGCAGCAGGAGGAGGCGGCGUGCGGGCACGGUCACCGACAAGACGCGUGGCCCGAGCUCGGAGAGAUACAGUACCACAACAAUGCCCUGGCGCGGAUGUGCGGCUACAGCUGCCACGAGCUGAACGGCUUGGGGCUGGCGCAGCUGCUACAGCCGCCUCACCAACAGCAGCCGGCGUUAGCCGCGUCUGGCGGCGGCAUCGGCGGCGGCGGCGGCGGGCUGUGCCUCCGUGACCUGGCGACGGCGCUCCUGGAUGGAGCGCCCACGCAGCUCGAGCUGCCGUUGUACCACAAGACCGGCCGGCAACUGUGGUGCAGGCUGUCGCUGUCGCCGCUAGGGCCUUCGGGUGGAGCGUCGGUUGAGGAGGAGACGGAGCAUGUGCAUGCGGGGUGCUGCGGCUCGGCGGCCUGCAUGACAGCUGCCAGUGAGUGGCGCCACACGGCCUCUGGCGGCGGCCGCAGCGACGACGCAGCCGCCCUAGUGCAGCCGCGCGGCUGCAGUGUCACCAAGACCGACAGCUGUAGCAGCAGCAGCCUGGGCAGCGCGAGCAGUGAGCGCAUCGCAGGCGGCAUCACAAGCGAGGGCACGGCUGGGCACAGCCGCAAGAGCAGCACAGAGCUGCACGGAAGCGCCGGGUACGGUGCCCCCGCCAUUGGGGUCACCGCGUCGGUUGUGGCUUCGGCUCCUGCCUGCCUUAAAGAGAUGCGGCUCGGCGGCAUUGCCCAAACAGACAUGGGCGCAUGCGCAGAGCCUCCAUCCGCUAGCCCGCCAGCAGUGCAGGUGGGCAUGGCUGCAGCCACAAAUGCAGUGACAGCGGUGGCAGCAGCAACCUCAAGUGCACAGUCACAGGCACAUUUGCAUUCAUGCCGCGGCGGCGCGCAAGCUGUAGACGACGUAAUCGGGCCGUUCUGCACGUCCGUCACCCUGGCAGCGCCGCCGCCGCCGGCAGCGGUUUCAUUUAACGCGGCCCCGCAGAAGCCGCCACAGGCGCGCGUGCGUCACCCGGGCUCUCAGCAGAUAUUCAGUUUCGAGCCUGCAGUCACGCACGACGACGCAGAUGAGGAGGCCGCGGCGCAGCACCCACAGCACCAGGAGCUGGCGCCCGGCCAGGGGCCGUCGCAGGCAACGGCGCGGCGGUUUCUGGUGACCUUCCAUGACCUCACUUCGGCGCCGCGCCGUUGCCUACAGCUUCGAGAGGAGCUGCGGCAGCUGCAUCUGCAGCAGCAGCAACGCCUUGUGGCCGACGCACACACCAUUUCGGGCGCGGCGGCUGCAGGCGCAGACGAGCAAGCGACGCGGCAGCAACAGGCCGCACAGCCGCCGCGACCGCAACAGGCGGGUCGUGCGCAGGCACAUGAGGGACAAGCAACAACACAGCCGCAACAGGCGCAGCGGCAGCCGGGCGCAAAUUCAAUAACGGCCGCACAAGCAGAGCGGGCGCUGGCGGCGGCACUUCACUCCAUGGUCCCGCAGGCCGCCGCCGCGGCCGCGGCCGCCGCCGCCGCUGCGGGAGCGCCGGCCCUGGUCGGCCCAACAACGGUGACGUCAGCUGCCGCCGCAGCCGCCGCCGCGGCCGCCGCCUGCGGCUUUGGCGGCGGCCCUGCGGGCCUGCGUGACUUUGCGCUGGACUGUGUUCGUGAAGGCAUCACGAUCUCGGACCCCUCGCUGCCCGACAACCCCAUUGUGUACACCAACCAGGCCUUCCUGGCCAUGACCGGCUACAGCCGCGAGGAGGUGCUGGGCCGCAACUGCCGCUUCCUGCAGGGUCCCGACACUGACCCGGGCUCGGUGGCCGCCAUACGUGAGGCGCUGUCGCAGCGCCGCGGCGCCACCGUGCGCCUAGUCAACUACACCAAACAGGGCUGCCGCUUUGUGAACGAACUGCGGCUGGCGCCAGUGCGGGAGCCGGGCAGCGGGCGUGUGAUCGCCAUCGUGGGCGUACAGAAUGACGUCACAGAGCUGCUGGCUCGCACCCAGAGCGAGGCGCGCAUGCGUGACGCCAAGGAGGCUGCGGAGUCGGCGACUGAGGCCAAGUCCCAGUUCCUGGCCAACAUGAGUCAUGAGAUCCGCACCCCCCUCAACGGCAUGAUCGCCACCACACAGCUGAUGCUGGCGUCCACGCUCACGCCCGAGCAGCGCGAGCUGGCUGAGACCAUCCUGGAGUCCGGCUCCACGCUGCUGUCCAUCCUGGGCGACAUCCUGGACUUCUCCAAGAUAGACCACGGCAGCCUGGAGCUGCAGCGGCGGCCGCUGUGCCUGAGACAGGCCACGGAGGCAUGUAUCGACCUGGUGGCCGCGGAGGCCGCCAAGAAGGGCCUGGCGCUGGCCUACCUCGCCGCAGACCAGGCCCUGGAGCGGCCGCUGCUGGCCGACCCCGUGAGGCUACGACAGGUGCUGGCGAACCUGCUGUCCAACGCGGUCAAGUUCACCGAGAAGGGCGAGGUGGUGGUGCGGCUGGAGGUGCGGCGGGCGGCUGACUGCCGCAACCCCCACACAGCCGCUCCGCUGGCCCCGCCCGGCGCCUGCACCUCCACCACCACCGCCCUCACCACCACUGGCGUCAGUGCUGCUGCCACAGCCGGCGCUGGAAACGGCAACGGCAGUAGCGGCGCUGAUAACGUCUACGGUGGGCCGGAUGGCUGGGUUGUGCAUUUCGCGGUGACGGACACGGGCAUCGGCAUCGGUGAGGAGUCUGCAAAGAAGCUGUUCCAGCACUUCCGUCAGGGCAGCGAGACCAUGAGCCGUCGCUACGGCGGCACCGGUCUGGGGCUAGCCAUCAGCAAGCGGCUGGCGCAGCUGAUGCAUGGCGACAUUUGGGUGGAAUCCAAGCUAGGUGCCGGAUCCACGUUCCAUUUCACGCUGGCGGCGGACUGGGCGCCGCCAGGCACGCCGCUGGGCGACGGCGGCGUCGGCCGCGGCGGCGUCGGCUACGUGGUCGGCUACGUCGGUGGUGGCGUCGGCGGCGCCGCCAUUCCCGGCAGCGGCGGCGGCAGCGGCGGCGGCAGUGGCGCAGGCGGCGACGACAGCGUCUGGUCUGCCAGCAGCGGCGGCAGCAGCGCCCGGUCGACGCCGCUAGCGACGCCGGCCGAGGGCUGCACACCGCGCACCUCCACCGACGAUCCAAACUACCUGCCCAUCGGCGGCGCCAGCGCCAUCGCCGCCGCCUCCGCGGCGGCCGCCGCCGCCGCCAUGGGCAGCGACGGCGGCGUCGGCGCGAUGGCGGCGGGCGCCGCGCGGGGCCGGCCGCCGCCGGACGGCUCCCGCACGAGCAGUGGCAGCAGCGCCAGCGGCCGCGGCGGCAGCGCCAGCGGUCGUGAGCUGCGCACGUCGCCGUGGCGGCCUGACGGCACGCCCAUGCCUGACAGCGGCGCAGCGACCGCAGGCACAGCCAGCGGGACCGUCCGCAGUGCGGGCGCUGGCUCGGUCCGCAGCGCCGGCGCUGGCUCAAUCCGCAGCGCCGGCAGCUUGGGCAGCGACGUCGGCAGCGCGCCUAGUACGCCGCCGCCGCUCGGCGCUUUCUUUGCCGCGUCAGGCCUGCCGGCGGCUGGCCGCUCUGGCGGCGGCGGCGGCGGCAGCGGCACCGGCAGCGGUACCGUUACGCCUGGUAGCGGUGUCGGCGGCGCCAGCGGCGGCGCCUCCGUUGCUGCUGCGGUGGCGGCCUGCCGCGGUGUGACGGCAACGGAGGCGGUGGAGGAGCGCACUGCGCUGACGGGCCGCACGGUGCUGAUCGACAUCUCCCACGCCGCCACCUCGCAGCAGGUGUGGAACAGCUGCAGGCAGCUGGGCCUGGUGGCGGUGCAGGCGCGGGCCUGCGCCGUGCCGCCGCCGGCACCCCCGCCAACGCCACCGCCAGCGCCGCCGCAAGCUGAGCAAGAGCUUGCGGCGCCGCGCACUGCCCGCUCAGCAACCACGCCCGGCCUCGGCGCCAGCAGCAUCAUCAGCGGCGCCGGCGGCCUGGCUUGGUCCACGGCGGCGGCGGCACCGCCACCGGCAGCAGCAGCAGCGGGCGCCGACGGCGUCCUCGGCGCCCUCGCUGCUGCCGCGGCCGCAGCGAACGAAGCUUUCAGCGGAGACGCAUCGGCGCCCACACUCGCCGCCGGCCUGUUACUGGCGUCUGCCGCCGCGGCGCCCACUGAUGGAGACGCGGGCGCGGGCGCAUGCGACGACGGCUCUUCCUUGGACAUGCUGCGGUUGCCCGUGGGCGCACACGAUGUCGACGUGGCGGGCUCACCGCCGUCAGCACUGCUGGCCUCAGCGCUGCCGGAGCUCGCGCCCUCGCCGCCACCUGCUGCCGCUCUCGCCUCCUCGCAGCCCCACCACCUCCAGCCGCCCCAAGCGCCACCACCCUCACCGCCGUCACAACCGCCGUCACAACCGCCGUCACAACCGCCGCCACCGCCGCAGUUUGACAUCCUGGUCGUGUCCAUGGACCGCCUGGUCCCGGCCUUCAAGGCCGGCUGGAAGGGCCGCGCGGUGGUGGCGCUGGGCGACCGCGAGGCACUGCCGCCCACGCUGCAGCCGCUGGUGGUUGCGGCGGCGCUGCCGGUGCGGCACGGGCGCCUGGCGGCAGCGCUGGUCAAGGCGACGGCGCUGCUGCGCUGGAACGGCACGGGCGCUGGCGGCGCGCCCAAGCUGGCCAACGCGCCCAUUCCCAACGAGUGCAUUCAGAACCUCAAAUCCUGGCGGCUGCGGCGCGGCGGCACGGACGCCGACUCCAUGCUGCGCCGCACCUCGCUGGACAACUCAGCCCUGGAGCGAGCCGCCAUGAUGCGCGUGCUGAGCGCAGCAGCAGCAGCAGCAGGCGGCGGCGGCGGUGCCGGUGGAGGAGGUGGUGGAGGCGGCAGCGGCGCCGGGGGCACUGGCGGCCCUACGGGCCUGGGCAUGGGCGUGUUGGGCGGCAAGGGCGUGGCUGGCACGCGUGCGUCGCCGGGCAGGAUUGCUGCGGCGCCGUCCAUUCCGGAGCAUGCGGAGCUGCCCUCGCUCCCUGGCGAUAGCAAGGGACCCUUCAUCCCCUUCCCCAGCCCCACCGCGGCACCUGCCCUGCCGGCGCCGGCAGCGCUCUCCGCGGCCGCACCCGUCCCGCCGCCGUCCUCGUUCGCUGCUGCGGCCGCCGCCAACACAACCGCGGGGCAUGGAGGCUUCGGCUCACCAGUUUAUUCGGUCGCCGCCGCGGCAAUAGCCGCCGCCGCCGCCGCCUCAACUGCCGGGCAGCGGCCGCCGCUGGCGGCGGCGCCCGCCAACGGCAGCGGUGCCGCUGCCCUCUUCGCGCCGCCGGCCACCGCCCGCGCGCCGACUUCUGCGGGCCCGCUGGCCGCCUUCGGCCUGGCAACCGCAACCCCAACGCCCGCCAACGGCGCCAACGGUAACGGCAACGGCACGUCGCACCUGCAGCACCUGCGCAUUCUGAUCGCGGAGGACAACAAGGUGAAUCAGAAGGUGGUGCUCAAGGUGCUGCAGCAGAUCCUGCGCGGCUGCACGCCGCCGGAUGUGGUGGAGAACGGGCUGCAGGUGCUGGCGGCGUUGCAGAAGAAGACGUACGACCUCAUUCUCAUGGACAUCCACAUGCCCGAGAUGGACGGGCUGGAGGCAAGCAAGCGCAUCCAGGAGACCUACAAGCCCGAGGACAGGCCGCGCAUCAUCGCGCUGAGCGCUGACACCGUGCAGACUCUGCACGAGCGCUGCCGCGAGGCCGGCAUUGAGGCGUUCCUGGUCAAGCCCUUCCGCAUUGAGGAGCUGGCCCGCGUCAUGCGCAGCGGCUCCGGCAGGCCCCUGCGCAACAGCGCCGGUGGCAACCCGCUGCCGCCCGUGGCCGUGUGAGCAGCAGCGCGCAGGGGCCGAGCACGCGUGAGCAGCUGAUAAGCAGCCGGCACAAGGGACGGGGGGGAGAGAGGGAAUGGCUGGGAGCUGAGGGGGCAGCGAGCAGGGCAUAACAAGCGGCCAUAGGGCAUGGCGGCACGCGCACCCAUACCGAGUGUGUUUCCUCGCCGUGGCUAGCCACUGCCUGUUGUGUGCACCGCUGCAGCUUUGUAAGUAUUAUGGUAAGAGCUGGGCUUGGUUAUGUAUAUAGAGAAGCUGCGACCACUGGCAAGAAUCGGGGGCCGAGUUGGCUUUGGCAAUGCCGGCCGUGCGGGUGUUGCGGCGAGUGCACAGUCGCCUCAAAUUCCGGCGUCGCAGCGUGGAAACUAUGUGCGGAUAAGGCACUGGAGGCACAUAUGUAGGUUCGGCGUGUGGGCGAGAGCCUCGGAUUUCCCUAAUACCGUGGGGGCGUGUCACAUCGGAGGGCGCUGUAGGUUGACAGGUCGGGGUGUCCGUAUCUUUCGAGUGGUUGCAAGAGCUCUGCUUGGCCCAAUGUCAUCGCAAGCGAGCAGAGUGAGUACAAUCAGUAUGCCAUACCUCAGCAAUAACGCUUGGCGGUUACGAAGUCUCUGGCGGGGGGUGACUGUGUCGGCGCAUGCGAGCUCUUAGUGCCCAGAAUUCUGGCAAUUGUGGGUUGCUUGUUGUCCUUCCGGUAUGGCAUACGGGCGAGCUGGCAACAGGGAUGCCGUUACGUGUGGGACAGGCCAUGUAUCGCGUAACCAGAUGGCGGAUGCGUGUGUGAGGCGAAUACUGCGGAGACAGAACAGGUAGGCGGGAUGGGGCCAAAUGAUAGACGUGUUGACACAAUCUGAGUAGGCACGCCCCGCCACGCCAUAUCACGUGAUCAAGCAUGGACGAAUGGAUGGCAGGGCGCUGUCAUUGGUCUGACGGUUGGGACGCACUGAAGGGUUUGUAGGACAACAUAUGCGCUCGAGCAUACAGUUGUAUUUGUUUCCAGCAGGAGUUUUGAUGUGGAGUGGCGGCUUCACGCACCAGUCACCGCGGUGACGGCUGUGAGUACUUAAAAUAUGACGGAGCAGUGUGGAGAUGGGUGCGACGCGCGGUAGCAACAAACAACGCACAGCUGCCAGCAACAUAAGCGGGAAGAGACGAUGCAUGUUCGACGGCGGAAAAUUUGCUUAGUACCGUUGCUUCUACAAGGGUAUUGAUGUGGUGACGCAAGUGUGGUGCGCACCGUUUUUGCGUUGGUGCGGGGUCCACUACUUGCCGCAGGUUUUCCAUGCUGCAACGGCAGAUCCUUAAACUGUAAUACGAGGUGAGA
Messenger RNA from Chlamydomonas reinhardtii, 8669 nucleotides. RefSeq lists its product as uncharacterized. Gene Ontology annotation, molecular function: histidine phosphotransfer kinase activity; phosphorelay sensor kinase activity. Gene Ontology annotation, biological process: phosphorelay signal transduction system; protein autophosphorylation. The transcript has 13 exons. Lineage: Eukaryota; Viridiplantae; Chlorophyta; Chlorophyceae; Chlamydomonadales; Chlamydomonadaceae. The record is from RefSeq and is a predicted model, not a curated record. Bases 464 to 7348 code for a protein of 2294 amino acids.